Messenger RNA from Pseudogymnoascus destructans, 1923 nucleotides. RefSeq lists its product as uncharacterized. The transcript has a single exon. The record is from RefSeq and is a predicted model, not a curated record. Gene Ontology annotation, biological process: maturation of SSU-rRNA from tricistronic rRNA transcript (SSU-rRNA, 5.8S rRNA, LSU-rRNA). Gene Ontology annotation, molecular function: protein binding. Lineage: Eukaryota; Fungi; Ascomycota; Leotiomycetes; Thelebolales; Thelebolaceae. Gene Ontology annotation, cellular component: nucleus; nucleolus; 90S preribosome. The coding region runs from base 1 to 1923 and encodes 640 amino acids.
AUGAAGCUCACAAACCCCCACGAUGUGCCCGUGUAUACGAUUUCUGGGAGCGAUACCGCAAGGCCGCUUCCAGACUGGCUUGCCAGGAAAAGGAAGCGCAGCUUGAAGAAUGAUGCGGAAUACCAAAAUCGCGUGGAGUUGCUUCAAGAUUUCGAAUUCGAAGAGGCGAGCGCUUGCGUCCGAACCAGCGACGAUGGCGACUGGGUUAUGAGCACUGGAACGUAUAAACCACAAAUCCACACGCAUUAUUUGCCCCAUCUCUCCCUAUCCUUCGCUCGACACACCAGUUUCCUCAACUACACGUUCAUCCUUCUCUCGUCCGACUACUCGAAAUCUUUGCACCUACAAACCGACAGAAGCCUCGAAUUCCACACGCCUGGUGGAUGCCAUUACCGUACACGCCUCCCUCGAUACGGUCGCGAUCUGAAAUAUGACAAACACCUGGCUGAGGCUAUUAUUCCUGCAGUCGGCGUUAAUUCCGACGGCAGCGGAGAGGUAUACCGACUUAAUCUCGAGGUUGGAAGAUACAUGAAGCCAUACCAGGUGGACGUUGGUGGAGAUGACAUGACGACCUCUGGAGGCGGUGCCUUACAAGGAGGAAUCAAUACUGGAAGUGUGAACGUCGCUGCUAUUGCAGAAGACAGCCACAAUCUAAUGGCCUUUGGAACAUCAAUAGGGACAGUGGAGUUUUGGGAUUCGAGGUCAAAGUCGAAGAUCGGUAUGCUGUCAGGCCAUCAAGGUGGUGUCACUGCUCUCGAUUUCGCUAGGUCUGGGCUAUCCUUGGCUACAGGAACCUCUGAGGGUAUUGUCCAGAUUUUCGACCUGCGGAAGUCGGUGCCGUUGUUGAGAAAGGAUCAAGGAUACGGCUACGCUAUUCAAACCCUCAUGCACCUCACAACAUCGUCCCAGGAAAAGAAGAUUCUUUCGGCCGACAAACGUAUCAUCAAGCUUUGGGAUGAAGCAGACGGCACACCGUGGACGUCUGUCGAGCCGGCUGUUGAUAUCAACUGUGUCGCGCAUUGCAAAGAUAGCGGUAUGCUAUUGACGGCAAACGAAGGCAAGCAACAACAUUCGUUCUUCAUCCCACAACUCGGCCCGGCGCCAAAGUGGUGCGGAUUUCUGGAUAACAUGGUUGAAGAGAUGGUCGAAGAGGAGACCGCCGAGACCUACGACAACUACAAGUUCUUGACAUUACCGGAAUUGAAACAACUCAACAUGGGCCACCUUGUUGGUACCACCAGCCUCUUACGACCAUAUAUGCACGGUUACUUCGUUGCCUCGAAGCUCUACGAGCAGGCCCGUCUUAUCGCGAACCCAUACGUAUGGGAAGAGGAGCGAACCAAGAAGAUCAAGGAGAAGGUUGAGAAGGAGCGUGAGAGCAGAAUCAGAGGCACCAAGAAGGUCAAGGUCAACCAGAACCUCGUGGAUAAGAUACUCAAGAGACAGGAGAGGAGAGAGAAGGUCGACGAGGACAGGGGUGUCUUGGGCGACGAUCGCUUUGGCAAGCUGUUCGAGGACGAAGAGUUCGCUGUCGACGAGAAGAGCAGAGAGUUCCAGAUGCUCAACCCCAGUACCAAGGUUGGAGACGGAGCGCCCAGGCCUCGCGGAACCAAGGAGAACAGCAGCGACGAGAGUGAAGGCGAGAGCGAAGAUGGGAUCGCGCCCAAGCCGAAGCCUGAGAUGCGCAUUUCUUCAUCCUCGUACAAGAAGUCCGGGCAUCAAAAGAGGGACACUGCUUUGGGGUCCAGGGCGCAACCAAGUGGCCGCGCUGAUAGGAAACGGGGCGAUGUGGUCGGGGAGAGACAAAUCACGUUUGCACCAACUGUCAAGACGAAGGAGAGGGAAGCGAAGCCGGAACAACCUAAGCAAGGCAAACGAGACAACAGGCGAAGUGCAAGUGGAAAUGUAUUCCGACAACUAUAA